This is a messenger RNA of Rhinolophus ferrumequinum (greater horseshoe bat), 2298 nucleotides long. Its product is annotated as HLA class II histocompatibility antigen, DO beta chain. Bases 77 to 898 code for a protein of 273 amino acids. The transcript has 6 exons. Gene Ontology annotation, biological process: immune response; antigen processing and presentation of exogenous peptide antigen via MHC class II; peptide antigen assembly with MHC class II protein complex. Gene Ontology annotation, cellular component: MHC class II protein complex; membrane. Lineage: Eukaryota; Metazoa; Chordata; Mammalia; Chiroptera; Rhinolophidae. The record is from RefSeq and is a predicted model, not a curated record. Gene Ontology annotation, molecular function: MHC class II protein complex binding.
UGACUGAGUUGUGUGGGGGCAAGCCCCAUUCUGAAGACGCUGAUGAUUUUUCCUGUCUCAUUUUUUUCCUUCCAGAAUGGGUUCUGGGUGGGUUCCCUGGGUGGUGGCUCUGAUAGUGAAUCUGAUCAGGCUGGAUUUCUCUAUGACUCAAGACAGAGACUCUCCAGAAGAUUUUGUGACUCAGGCCAAAGCUGACUGUUACUUCACCAACGGGACAGAAAGGGUGCAGUUUGUGGUCAGGUUCAUCUUUAACUUGGAGGAGUAUGCACGUUUCGACAGUGAUGUGGGGAAGUUUGUGGCCUUGACCGAGCUGGGGCAGCCUGAUGCUGAGCUAUGGAACCGUCGGCCAGACAUACUAGAGAGAAGCAGAGCUGCUGUGGAUGUGCUCUGCAGACGCAACUACGAGCUGGGCGCGCCCUUCACUGUGGGGAGAAAAGUGCAACCAGAGGUGACAGUGUAUCCAGAGAGGCCCCCAAGCCUGCAGCAGCACAACGUGCUGCUUUGCUCUGUGACGGGUUUCUAUCCAGGGGACAUCACGAUCAGAUGGUUCCGGAAUGGGCAGGAGGAGAGAGCGGGGGUCGUGUCCACUGGCCUUAUUGGGAAUGGAGACUGGACCUUUCAGAAAACGGUGAUGCUGGAAACGACUCCUGAACUCGGAGAUGUCUACACCUGCCUUGUUGACCAUGCCAGUCUGCCAAGCCCUGUGUCUGUGGAGUGGAGAGCCCAGUCUGAGCUCUCCUGGAGAAAGGUGCUAAGUGCAGCGGUAGCCUUCCUGUUUGGGCUCAUCUUCCUUCUGGUGGGGAUCGCCAUUCAUCUCAGGGCUCGGAAAGGAUAUGUGGAGACUCAGCUGUCUGGUGAUGAGGUCUCAGGAGCUGUCUCCCCACCACCGCCAUACUGAGGUCCUGACUGAAGCUUCUCGCCUGGAGCCUGGAGCAGUACUGCCUGGCGAGGGCCCUACACGAAGUAACGGACACUCGUGAGGUCACUGUUCAGGAGUGGCCCUUUUCUGUGAGGCCUUGGUGGAGUUCUGUGUUCCGAGAUCAUGCAUCUCUCACGCUUCCGCCCUUCUUCCUCCUGCUUGUAUAUGCCAUGAGUGCCGGUUUCCAAGGACAGUGUCCAGAAAUUCCCCUAAGACCUAACUCCUUCCAGUCCCAAGCUGUUCACUUUCUGUGGUCCGGCCCUCAGCCUGUGAGUUGAUACCCCCAAGUCCUUCUCUCCUUCAACUUCCAUCUUCAGAAGACAGAUGCUUUCCUUUUCACUGUUUAAAAAAAUCUUCUUAUUGUAAAAUGAAACAGAUACAGACAACUACACAAAAUAUGUAAUUUAAUGAAUUAUUUAAGGCAAAUCCUCUGUAAUCAUCACUCAGGUCAAGAAAUAGAACUUUGCCGACCACUGCGGUCUCCAUGUGCCUCAGGCCGGUCAACCCCUCUGUCCUCUCAGAGGUAAUCAUAUCCUGACUGCCAUGGUAACCCUCUUUUGGUAUUUUUGUAUAGUCUAUUCACUCAAGUAUGAGUUCCUGGACAAUAUAGCUCAAUUGUCUUUUAUGUCUCUUAUACUUGACAGGUUUCUCCUCUAUCCCUUUCUUUUCCUUAGCUGAACUUUUGACCUGCAGAGUUUUCCAUAGUCUGGAUUUUGCUGAUUGCACACACUUGGUGCUGUUUAACAUAUCCUGCCAUCCUUUGCAUUUUCUGCAAAUAGGCAUCUGGAUGCAGUGGGUGGAUCAGAUUUAGCUUUAGUUCCUUUGGAAAGACUAUGGGGGGAGAGGGUUGUGGUUUUUCACCAGGAGGCACACAACGUCUGGUUGUCUCUCUUUUUGUUAUGUUAGGAACCAUUGAUGCUCUUUGCCUCGGUCUUUUAAUUCACUGGGGAUUGCAGAACAGGGAUAUUCUAAUUCUGCCAAUCCUUCAUUUCUAUGCUUUAUCGCAGUAUCUUAAUAUAAUGUUACUACAUUUUCAUGUAACAUCGCUCUCAAAAAGUCUGAUGAUAAUCUAAGUCACUAUUUUUGCUCGGAUGCCCAGGUGGUAUUUUCUUUUUCUUUAAUGUCCAGAAAUUUUAUUAAAAUAUAUCUUGGCUUUGGUCGCUUGAAUUGUGUUUCUCAAAUAAACCACAUUCUCUUUCAAUAUGUUGUUCAAAUCUUUUUUAGUUUUAGGAAUGUUAUAUUGAGUUAUACUUUUUAGUUGAACUCCCGGGCGGCCCAGUGGCUCAGGUGGUUGGAGGGCCGUGCUCCUAACACCGAGAUCUCCAGUUACAUUCCCACAUGGGCCAGUGAGCUGUACCCUCUGCAGCUAAGAUUGUAAA